This is a messenger RNA of Seminavis robusta, 1068 nucleotides long. Lineage: Eukaryota; Bacillariophyta; Bacillariophyceae; Naviculales; Naviculaceae. The record is from the annotation of a GenBank genome assembly.
UUGACAUAAAAAGAGGGUUGUUGUCCAAUUGCAAAUGGCAGAAACUCUUCACAAUAGCAAGCGCAAGCCCAACUGGCUACCGAAGGCGCCCGAACGAAGCAGCAUUGACGACGACUGUACCGGUAGCAUCACAACCGUCCAGAUCUCCAACGUUCGUCAAGUUACGGUAAGAUGGAUGAGUGGAGAAAACAGAGGAGGUACUGACCAAGACCAACUACAGGACGCGGACGCACAGCAGCGAGAAGUUGUUCGCGGUCGCCUAAAUGGGAUCAUAACCGCUUUAACUGAGACGCAACGAAGAUCAGUGCUCCGAACGCUCCAGUCCAAUGCCUCCAAUCCAGGUUCUCUGUUGCCUAAACCCCGCUUUUCGGAAAUUUUUGGGCGAUGCCUCCGUGCACAAGCGAACGUAGAUCGUUUGUAUGACGAUUGCGCCGCUGAUCCGGAAAUAUUUAUUUCAGUGGUUUCGAUUCAAGCCCAAGAACUUCUAACAGCUCUGCACAGAAGACAACGAGCUAGACAACUCGAAGUUCAACGGGCAAAACAACGACGCAUGCAAGAAAUAGCCGAGGGAAUUGGGGGCAUUGUGCAAGUAAUUGCUUCAAACGGAGAUCAGGUUGCACACAUUGUGGAGGCGUUGACGUAUCUAGCGGUUGACUCGACUCCCCUUACGUUUGAUGAUUUCGAACAUUUUGUACAGGAUGCUGGGGCACAGUCUUUGGCUUCAAUGCGUGAUUCGGUUGAGCAGUUUGUCGAGAUCUUUAACCGGAAUUUGGUCGAAUCUGGAGAAGAAUUGACUCGUCUUAGUGCUGCAAUUGAGAACAGACGUUUACCUGGAGGUCCAGAAGCCGUGGGUCCUGCUGGUGAUGAAGUUUCGGACUUGUCUGGCAAGAAAGCAACUAUUCAAUGGACAAGGGACGCAACGAUACUUCUGCUGUACUGUAUUUCUUGCAAAAUAAUAGCCGAUCCUUAGCCUCAGUCACUCUGUCACUCUUUCUGGUUGGAAGCUGAUGAAUAAUCUUAAACACAAAGUAGAAGCUUGAAUAUUAGUAGAUUAGUACUUUUGCUACA